GUUGACAGUUCGGCCGUGGACAGCUGAUGCAAACAAAACAUUGCCAAUUGGUGAAGUGUGAGACUGCCGGAAAGUGCAAAGUGUUGUGCAGUGAAGAAUUGUGAGUGGAUUUGCUGGCAAAAGUGGAUUUGUGGUGGUUGGGUUAUUCAAAUUACCACAAUCAUUGAAUAAAAGAAUCUAGUGCAAAAAUCAAACAAAAUCUGAAGAAAGAAAGUACCGUUGGCGCAUCACGGAGCGAAAAAUGAAGCAGAAAGAAAACAUGUCUGGUUGGGACUUCUACCAUAAAGUAUUGGGUGCCCCGAAAUAUGUAGUAGCUCCCAUGGUCGACCAGAGCGAACUGGCAUGGCGAAUGUUAUGUCGUCGUCACGGAGCACACCUUUGCUACUCACCAAUGUUUCACAGCAAUCUAUUCGCCAAGGACUCGAAAUAUCAAAAGGAAGCAUUACAAACCUGUCCCGAAGACAGACCAUUAAUUAUUCAGUUCUGCGGGAAUGAUGCAAAGACAAUUCUGGAAGCUGCUCUUCUAGCCCAGGAUCAUUGCGACGCCAUCGACAUAAAUCUAGGGUGUCCGCAGGCGAUAGCGAAGCGGGGACACUACGGUGCCUUUCUGCAAGAUGAAUGGGAUUUAUUGAGUGAAAUUGUGCGAACACUACAUGAACAUCUUUCAAUUCCUGUCACGUGCAAAGUUCGUAUUUUCGAGGACAAGCAAAAAACAAUUGCCUACGCAAAGAUGCUAGAGGCGGCCGGAUGCCAAUUAUUAACAAUGCAUGGCCGAACGCGUGAACAAAAAGGACCUCUGACCGGAGUCGCAGAUUGGAGCUACAUCAAAGAUGUGAGAGAACAGAUAACAAUUCCGAUGUUUGCAAAUGGAAAUAUUCUGAGCCUAGAAGACGUUCACCGAUGUAUGGAAGAAACAGGCGUGCAGGGAGUGAUGUCAGCUGAAGGAAAUCUGUAUAAUCCAGCUAUUUUCGAGGGCAUUGUGCCAAAAACCUGGACCAUGGCUGAUGAAUAUUUGGAUCUGGUGGAAAAAUAUCCAUGCCCUAUUUCAUACAUUCGAGGACACCUUUUCAAAUUAUUCCAUCAGUUGUUAAAUCUGAAACCCAAUGCUGAAAUUCGUGAAGCUCUCGCCGUGGCCAGAGAAAUGCCGCAAUUUCGCUUUGUAGUUAAAGAAUUACGUGACAAAUAUGAGCCGUAUCAUGAUGGUAAACUAACUUACAGCCCCGAGGAGGUGGAUCCCAGCAUAGCGACAAAUAGCGAAAUUGACUACAAUUUAUCAUUGCCACCGUGGCUUUGCCAACCUUACAUAAGACCCGCGCCAGAGGAACAUAAGAAAAUUAUAGAGGAGAAAGUUCGCAAGGCAGAGGAUCCUAAUACCAUCAAGAGACAAUACUUUGAUAAUGAAGGAAAUGAAAUAUCGCGAAAGAAAAUGAAAAAGCUUCGGAGGAAGAAUCGACGACCGGCUAAACCAGAAGGGAUACCAGAACGACGUAUAGAAGCUUGUGUACAGUGUGGGAAUCCUUUGGGUCUUAAAUGCAAUUUUAAACUAUGCAGAACGUGUUGUCGUGACAAAUGUUACAUUGGCAAUUUUGACUGUCCCGGACAUAAACUUCUAAUCAAAACCAGGCGAGAAAAGGCCAAGAAGUUCGGCAACGAUAAGGUCAUCUGCGAGGAUGCACAAUCGAAUAGUGAAUCAGAUUGCAACACAUUAGAUAAUUCUGAAGAAAAUCUUUCACAAAGUGGCUUAUAGUUGUAGGGUUUUUCUGUACAUCAUUUGCAAUAAAUGAAAAGACGGUCGGAUAAUAAUCUCGUAUUUUUUGGAGUAUUUUUCAGGGAAGAAGAAUAUAAAAGGUGAUUACUUACAUUAUUUCAACAACCGAAAGGAACAAUAAUAGAACAAAUAAACUAAGAUGACCUAGGCUAUGUGUUCAUCAGCGAUAACCCCGAUUUCAAUAUAGAUAC
Molecule: messenger RNA, 1959 nt
Organism: Hermetia illucens (black soldier fly)
Lineage: Eukaryota; Metazoa; Arthropoda; Insecta; Diptera; Stratiomyidae
Gene: Dus1
Product: tRNA-dihydrouridine(16/17) synthase [NAD(P)(+)]-like
Exons: 11
Coding region: 242-1747 (501 amino acids)
Biological process (GO): tRNA processing
Molecular function (GO): flavin adenine dinucleotide binding; tRNA dihydrouridine synthase activity
Source: RefSeq, a predicted model, not a curated record